AUGGAGAAGAAGGAACAAAAGAAAGAGGAGGUCAUGGAAGAAAGUGUACUUGGACCUGGUGGAGGCCGAAAAACAGUCAUGUUUGCUGGCCACCUUGGUGAGCUUCAGUUGGCUGGUGCAACCCUGGCCAACUCAUGGGCCAAUGUUACUGGUUUCGCGCUCGUGGUUGGUUUGAGUGGAGCUCUUGAGACACUUUGCGGACAAGGCUUUGGUGCAAAGUCGUACAGAAUGUUGGGAAUUUAUCUACAAGCCUCUUGCAUCAUAUCCUUCCUGUUAUGUUCCAUCAUAUCCAUAAUCUGGUUCUAUACAGAGCCCUUACUGAUUUUACUCCGUCAAGAUCCUCAAAUUUCAAAAACUGCAGCUCUCUUUUUGAAACAUCUGAUCCCUGGAUUAUUUGCAUAUGGAUUCCUGCAAAACAUCUUGAGAUUUCUUCAGACACAAUCUGUAUAUGUCAUGCCAAUGGUCUUCUCAGUGAUUGCCAUUAUUUUUCAUAUUGGCAUCACAUAUGGUUUGGUACAUUGGACAGCUCUUGGGUUCUUGGGAGCUCCACUUGCAGCCUCAAUUUCUCUAUGGUUAUCUGUUCUUAUGUUGGCCUUCAAUGUCAGUUGUACAAAGACUUUUGAGCGCACGUGGGAAGGAUUUUCAUUUGAAUGUUUCGAUUAUAUCCUCACUGGCUUAAAACUGGCCCUCCCCUCUGCAACAAUGGAAUGUUUGGAGGAAUGGGGUUUUGAGAUUCUAGUGCUCUUAGGUGGAUUGAUGCCAAACUCUGCAAAAACAAGUUCACUACUUGCAAUGUGUGUAAAUACACAAGAAAUUGGUUACAAAAUUACAUAUGGCCUCAUUGCUGCUGCCAGCACAAGGGUGUCAAAUGAAUUGGGAGCAGGCAAUCCAGAUAGAGCUCAGAAUUCAAUGGUUGUGACUCUUAGCUCUCCUUGUGUGGCUAGAGGAUGUGGGUGGCAACACUUGGCUGCGUAUGUAAAUUUGGCAACUUGUUAUUUGAUUGGUAUGACAAUUUCUGGUCUUCUUGGAUUUAAGUUGAAACUUUAUGCUAAGGGCUUGUGGAUUGGUAUAAUCUGUGGUCUCUCCUGUCAAGCAAGCGCUUUUUUGUUGAUUACACUGCUCAAGAAAUGGACUCAGUCAGAUUGA
This is a messenger RNA of Prunus armeniaca (apricot), 1146 nucleotides long. The record is from the annotation of a GenBank genome assembly. NCBI's taxonomy places the organism in Eukaryota, Viridiplantae, Streptophyta, Magnoliopsida, Rosales, Rosaceae.